GCGCUCUAGCUACGGCCACACCAUCACAUUGUAUCGAUUCGGAGCUGAAUAUUUGCAAGUAUUUCAAAGCGCAAAAAUGCGCACCAAAGCGCAGGAGGCCGAAUGAAAACUCCCCUCCGAAACCAGGACAAAAGCAACUACCAUGGAAAUACCCAUACAGGUGGCCGUGCGCAUUUUCCCGCACAGGGAGCUCAAGAAAUUGAAGGACAGUAUCGCCCCCGCAGCUCUUAAACAGGAUGUGAAGGCGGAGGACGAGGGGGCGGACUCCAAGGACACUGGAGAUGAAGUGGCGGGGGUGGAAAAGGAUUGCACGAGUUUGACGGAUACCAACGGGAAUGCCGAGAAGGACAGUGUAUCUGAUCCGAAGCCAAUUGAGGACGCCAAUGGCAACAAUAGCAAAUCAAAGGAUUCGCCGGAGUCCGGAUAUUGCGUCCAGGCUAUUCCCAUCAGCGCCUCCGCCCUCGGAUUGCCCAGUGCUCUGCCAGGCGGCGAUCCCAUGGACAGCAUUGCCGCUGGACUCAUCCAGGUUGGUCCUCACACAGUGCCCGUCACCCACGCUUUGGGCAGUAGCAGCUCCCAGCAGCAAGUGUACCACCAGACGGUCUUUCCGCUUAUCACCCUCUUCCUGGAAGGAUUCGACGCAUCCGUGGUCACCUAUGGUCAGAGGGGCCAGGGCAAGAGCUAUACCCUCUACGGAAAUGUCGAAGAGAACACCGAGAAAGAGUCCGCCGAGGGAGUCGUCCACCUUUGCGUCCGGGACAUCUUUUCACACAUAUCCUCUCACCCAGAACGCACCUAUGCCAUAAACGUGGGUUUUGUGGAAAUAUGCGGAGGUGAGGUCUGUGACCUGUUGGGCAUGGGCAACAUACAUUGCACCAAUGUAGAUGCGGUCUUCCGCUGGCUGCAGGCGGGUCUAUCGGCCCGCCAGUCCUUGCCGGCGCACACCCUGUUCACGCUGACACUGGAGCAGCAGUGGGUGUCCAAGGAGGGACUGCUGCAGCAUCGCCUGUCCACGGCCAGCUUCUCAGAUCUGUGCGGCACAGAACGAUGCGGCGAACCGCAUCCUGGACGACCCCGCGAUGCUGGCUUGCAUAUGUUGGAGCAGGUGGUCAGCACUCUCACGGAUCCCGGACUCAUGUACGGGGUCAAUGGCAACAUUCCGUAUGGCCAGACCACACUCACCACUCUGCUAAAGGACUCGUUCGGCGGACGGGCUCAGACGCUCGUGAUCCUGUGCGUGUCGCCGCUGGAGGAGCACUUGGUUGAGACUCUGGGCAACCUGCAGUUCGCCUUCAAGGUGCAGUGCGUGCGAAAUUUUGUGAUCAUGAACACCUACUCGGACGAUAACACGCUGAUCGUCCGGCCUCCAGAGGCGCUGCCAGUUUCCGAUCCCGGAGCAGGACCUUUGGCACAGGCGGUUUCAGGGGACAAUUUUGGGCUGCAGUUCGCGGCCAGUCAGUGGUCUAAAUUGGUGACCAACGCGGAAGGGCUGUUUGCCAAGUUAAUGGAUUCCAAGCUGAUCAGUGAACUGGAGAAGGAACAGAUCGAGGAAUGGCUCUACCUCAAGCAGGAGUGUGAGGAGUGUCUCAGCUCAACGGAGGCUAUGCGCCAACAGAAGCAGCUGGUUCCAAUUCAGGAGGCCGAGGAGCCGGAAGAUGUCAACUCCGAAGCAGCCAACUCUGAGCCAGCAAACUCUGAGCCAGCGAACUCCGACAACGAAAACGACACGGACAAUGAGUCGCAGCGGCCUGAUCUGGCCGACAAAAUGGAGAGCCUAAUGGAAGAGUUUCGUGACAAGACGGACGCGUUGAUCCUGGAAAGGCACGCAGAUUACCUGUCCAAACACCCCAAGGCGGUUAUGCAAAGUCAAGAACGCGAGAAUGAGGCACAGCCGUCAGUGGAAAACGGGGAAGAUCGCAAGACCAGCAUCGGCGGUCGCAGGAGAAGCAUUCAGCCAGGCGCCAGCUUGAGUACAGCAGAGCUGGCAAUGCUUAAUCGAGUCGCCUCGCAGCAGCCACCUCCGCCCAUCGAUCCCGAGUUGAUCGUCGAUCCUCUGGAAAGUUCCUCGGGCGAGGGUCUCCGUCAGGCGGCUCUCGCUGCCGCCGCCGCCAUUGCUCCUAUCGAGCAGCUGCAGAAGAAGCUACGGAAAUUGAUUGCUGAAAUUGAAGGCAGGCAGCGGCAGUUGCGGGAAAUCGAACAGACGAUCCAGGUGAAGCAAAAUAUUAUUGGCGAAUUGGUCAAGAACAGCGACACUCGCAGCCACGCCAAGCAGCGCUUCCACAAGAAGCGUGCCAAGUUGGAGGCCGAGUGCGACAAGGCCAAGAAGCAGCUGGGUAAAGCACUGGUGCAGGGCCGCGAGCAGCCGGAAAUCGAGCGCUGGACCACAAUAAUUGCGCAUCUGGACCGCCGCCUGGAGGACCUCAGCUCCAUGAAACAUAUUGCCGGAGAAAGCGGACAGAAGGUGAAGAAGCUCCAGCAAUCGGUGGUCGAGUCGCGAAAGCAAGCCGAUGAUCUGGAGAAAAAACUUCGCAAGGAGGGCAAGUUGCGCGAUCAAUUGGAGGCGGAAUUGGCCAAGCUGUGUGAGUCUCGGGACACCGGCAAGGAAUUGGUGAAGACCCAGACGGAUUCUCCAGAGCACCAUGGCCGCCAGUUAAAGGCGGUACAGGCCAGGAUCACUCACCUUAACCACAUACUACGCGAGAAGUCGGACAACCUGGAGGAGCAGCCGGGACCAGCGCAGCAGGAGAGUUUGCGUCACGAGAUCCGCAACCUGCGAGGCACUCGAGAUUUGUUGCUUGAGGAGCGCUGCCAUCUGGACCGCAAGCUCAAACGGGACAAAGUGCUGACCCAAAAAGAGGAGCGCAAGUUGCUCGAGUGCGACGAGGCCAUCGAGGCCAUAGACGCGGCCAUAGAAUUCAAGAACGAGAUGAUCACGGGCCACCGCUCCAUCGACACCAGUGAUCGAAUACAGCGGGAGAAGGGCGAGCAGAUGUUGAUGGCCCGCUUGAAUCGCCUUUCGACGGAGGAGAUGCGUACGCUUUUGUACAAGUACUUCACCAAGGUGAUCGACCUGCGCGACUCUUCGCGAAAGUUAGAGCUGCAGUUGGUGCAGCUGGAGCGCGAGCGGGAUGCCUGGGAGUGGAAGGAGCGCGUCUUGUCCAAUGCCGUGCGUCAGGCUAGACUAGAAGGCGAACGGAACGCCGUGCUAUUGCAGCGCCAGCAUGAGAUGAAGCUUACCCUGAUGCUGCGCCACAUGGCCGAGGAAACGUCGGCCAGUUCGGCCAGCUACGGAGAUCGAGCUCUGGCUCACGCCACUGCAAAUUCUCCAGUGCAGACCAAUAGUGAUUACGACUACGACGAUUUCUACAAGGCGACUGGCAGUAAUCCCAGCAAGGCGCUGGUCAAGGCGCCCAAGCCGUUGCCCACUGGCUCGGCGCUGGACAAGUACAAGGAUAAGGAGCAACGCAGUGGGCGCAAUAUCUUUGCCAAGUUCCACGUGCUCACCAGGUACGCUUCAGCUGCAGCGGCCGGUUCCUCAGGCUCCACGGCUGAAGAAUCAACCGCUUUGAUUGAGUCGACCACUACGGCCACGGCCACCACUACAACCACCACAACUACUACGGGAGCGGUAGGAAAAAUCAAGGAUAAGGCACUGGUCAGCUUCAGGCCGGAGCAGCUUAAGCGACUGAUGCCAGCGCCGACGGCCACGAAGGUUACGCGUCAGAAGAACAAGAUUAUUAUCCAGGAUGCAAGUCGUCGAAAUUAAACACGAAUUUAUCCAUUUCCAGGGCGAUUAUGUCAGGUUAAGCCAAAUAGCCAUAGGCCAUGUAUAGCCAAGUAUCGAAAAUUAGUCACUAUAAUAACAAAGGCGACAUUUAUUAGGGUAACAUACAUUUACACAUUUUUUGUUUAACACCCCCAGCUUAUCUUCGGUAAAAAUGUAGCAUUAUUAGUGAUUAUGAAAACAAGUCGUUAAAAGUUUAAUAGCAUUUAUGUUUCGCCAAAAUAUCCAAAUACGUUCUUCUGUACAAUAUUUUUUCGUAUUUGUCGCCUAUGUUAUUUUAGGGUCUAGAGUUCGAUGUUUUUAGGUGCGUGGCAUGAAAACUCAAAGCCCGGGCACAAGUACUGAACAAGUUUCGUCCACAGUCAUGACACAAAUAGACUCGAUACGGUUCUCAUUCUGACUCCUUAGCUGGAAAGCAUUUAUUUUACAAACCUUUACACAUAUACCUAGCAUAAUAACUAUCCUCAUGAGAUUCAACUGCAAAGACUUGACCUGCUACUUAAGAUACUCGCAAGACAAACCACAUAUACAACUCGCUCAAAGUGUUGAACUUAACUCUCUUCACCGAUUAAUCUGUAAAUAACUUUAAUGCGUUAGCUUACUACUUAAUUUUAAUUAAUUUUGUUAGUUUUAGGUUAGUUGUAAACACUAUUGUGUCUUCCCUUGAAUUUUACUUGACUUUUGUUACUACCCGAAAUACUCGUACUCGAUUACCCAAGUGUUAACUUUUAUAAAAUCUACCAAAAGCAUUUACCCUGUACAACAUCAAUAUAUACACGAUACUCGUACUAAGAUAUAAUACUCAUGUUGCAUUUUAAUUGAAAUUUAAAACUUUUUGGUUGUGUAUAACGUAUUUUUGUUAAUAGAGAUUUCAGAAUAUUCCGAUUAUAUAUCUAUGUAUACAAAAGCAUUCUUAAAAUGAUAUUAAUAUAUGUACUUACAAUAUUAAAUAGUGGAAAAUCGUCUGCACAAUUAAAAGCAUAGAUAUUCCACUAUAAACGCUUGGCAUUGCUUUUGUGUGGAUAUUGUUGGAUAAGCAAAUAAAUAUAUUAAAACAUAAUCAAUAAUUAAAGCGAUUUAUUAUAAAA
Drosophila rhopaloa is the source of this 4872-nucleotide messenger RNA. RefSeq names its product kinesin-like protein costa (gene cos). NCBI's taxonomy places the organism in Eukaryota, Metazoa, Arthropoda, Insecta, Diptera, Drosophilidae. The coding region runs from base 143 to 3766 and encodes 1207 amino acids. The transcript has 4 exons. Gene Ontology annotation, biological process: microtubule-based movement; mitotic spindle organization. The record is from RefSeq and is a predicted model, not a curated record. Gene Ontology annotation, molecular function: microtubule motor activity; ATP binding; microtubule binding.